GAGAGAAUCAUGUGAAGAAAUAUGACCAAUUUUAAAGGGUAGGAGAGAGAGAGAGAAAAAGAAGACUUCCCAGAAGGGAAACCAAUUAACCCCUCUACUAAAUACAAACUUGUGAAGUUGUAAACUCACCAUUUUCCAAGCACAUAUCUCUCUCUCUCUCUCUCUCUCUAUUAUUUUCUCUCUUGCAUUGCUCUUCGUGCUCAUGGAAGUUAACACCACUGGUGCACCUGCAGAGCCACCUGGUCUAGCAGCAGCCAACCAUACUCGUAAAAAUCACUCUUCACAUUUUCAUAACCAUGGCUUCCAUCACCACCAUGGAGCGUUUCCUUCAAAAUCACUCAUCAUAAUUGUCAUAUCCAUCUUCUCAGUUGUGGCCCUUCUUGCCAUUUUUCUCAUCAUAUUAAUGCUUCGACGACUCAAGUCAGCCAAAAAAAACAAUGCCCUUUACAAAGCCAGUAAUAGCAUCAGCAAUGGAAGUGGCAGUUUUGUUGCUCAAACGGCCAUAAACUUCGAUUCUAGCCCAGAAAUAAGAGGUGGCUGCCUCUAUGGAGGUCAUUUGGGCAAGACACAACCACAAAGAUACAAGGCAGUUCAAAUUUUCACAUACAAGGAGCUUGAAGUGGCCACAGCCGGAUUUAGUGAAGCAAACGUUAUUGGCAGAGGAGGUUUUGGCGUGGUGUAUAGGGGGGUCCUUAGAGAUGGGACUGAGGCAGCUAUUAAGAUGCUUCAUAGGGCUGGUAAGCAAGGGGAGCGUGCUUUCAGGGUUGAGGUAGACUUGCUAAGCAUGCUGCACUCUCCAUUCUUAGUGGAGCUGCUUGGCUAUUGUGCUGACCAACAUCAUAGGCUCCUUAUAUUUGAAUAUAUGCCCAGUGGAACUCUCCACCACCACCUUCACAGUGAACAUCAGCCGUUGGAUUGGGGAACUCGAUUGAGGAUAGCCCUUGAUUGUGCCAUGGCCCUUGAGACCCUCCAUGAGCAUGCUAUCCCACCAAUCAUCCAUCGAGAUUUCAAGUGCAGCAAUGUCCUCUUGGAUACAAAUUUCAGGGCCAAAGUAUCAGAUUUUGGAUUGGCCAAAAUGGGGUCAGACAAGAUCAACGGUCAGAUUUCAACGCGUGUGUUGGGGACCACAGGAUAUCUGGCACCAGAGUAUGCUUCAACAGGGAAGCUUACAACAAAAUCUGAUGUAUAUAGCUAUGGAGUGGUUCUUCUUGAGCUGCUAACAGGGCGUGUUCCAGUUGAUACCAAGAGACCCCCUGGAGAACAUGUCCUUGUUUCAUGGGCCCUUCCAGGGUUAACUAAAAGAGAAAAACUAGUGGAGAUGGUUGACCCAGCAUUAAAAGGCCACUACUCAAAGAAGGAUCUAAUUCAGAUAGCUGCUAUUGCAGCAAUGUGUGUACAGCCAGAAGCAGAUUAUAGACCUCUAAUGACUGAUGUUGUACAGUCACUAAUUCCACUGGUUAAGAACUCCUCUGUUGCUUCCUCCGGCUCCACUAGAUUUCAGAGCCAAAGACCAAGUCCAAGUCCCAAGAAUUUGAGAACUCAAUGAAAACUGGAUAAUCCAUCCAGAUAUCAGAUCACCAACUUCCCUGAUCUGCUAAUAGAGUUUGAUAAGAAAAUCAUACAAAUUCUUAUGGGCAACAAUAUCCCCCCUCCAACAAAAAAGUACUUUGUUAGCCAGGCAUUUCAACUACUGCUGAAACCUCAGUGCAACAAUAGGAGUAGCAAUAGAUUUGGGUUCUAACAGAUGUUACGACCUUUAGGUUGCAGCCAAGUACAUAGGACUAUUGAGCACGUGGAUAUGUACUGUCGAUUUGUCUUAAAAUGUGGGAGAUUUAUGGGGUUUGGCCGUUUGGUUCAAUUUUAAAAUCCUUUCUGUAAAAGCAAGCAUUACAGUAGAAUUUCAGUGUGUUGUAAUAUAUAGAUCAACAGAGCAAUAAAACUGUCUUUUUUGUU
Molecule: messenger RNA, 1953 nt
Organism: Humulus lupulus (European hop)
Lineage: Eukaryota; Viridiplantae; Streptophyta; Magnoliopsida; Rosales; Cannabaceae
Product: probable serine/threonine-protein kinase PBL7
Exons: 6
Coding region: 203-1546 (447 amino acids)
Biological process (GO): protein phosphorylation
Molecular function (GO): ATP binding; protein kinase activity
Source: RefSeq, a predicted model, not a curated record